Salmo salar (Atlantic salmon) is the source of this 2620-nucleotide messenger RNA. NCBI's taxonomy places the organism in Eukaryota, Metazoa, Chordata, Actinopteri, Salmoniformes, Salmonidae. The record is from RefSeq and is a predicted model, not a curated record.
AACUACAAGUAUCAAGCUAAGAUGUUGUCUUCGAGUGAUUUACUGUAUGUAAUGUGGAUGGUGGCGUCUGUAUCUCGCGUGAUCAUGUCUCUUCUUCAUGUGGUUCCCUGCAUAAUUUCUUCCAUUUUCUGUCAUUCAGUUGAGUAAACGGCUGCUGCCAUGUGGGAUUUGGCCCUGGUGUGUUGUUGGAGAUGUGUCACCAGGAAGUAAUGCCAUUCUGAAACCAAUCAUUUACUUGUCUCUCUGCGUGGGCUGGGCUGAACAGCAUCAAUGGCGUUCCGGAAGGCCUUGAAAGGGACAGCUAUCAUCGGGACCGGGGCGGCCGCUGCUCUUCUGGGCCUAUCACAACUGUCGGAAUACAGAAAGACACAGAAUAAAUGGGCACGGCUGGCGUACGUAGCGGCGGAGGGGGAGUUAAAGCAGCCAUUUAAAGAUGAGCUCCCAACCAGACAGGCUCAGCUCUCCACCCUGCAAGACACCGAGGAGUUUGACGUCCUUGUCGUAGGGGGAGGGGCCACGGGCUCCGGAUGUGCCUUAGACGCUGUCACACGCAACCUCAAGACUGCCCUGGUGGAGAGGAAUGAUUUCUCAUCGGGGACCAGCAGCCGGAGCACCAAGCUCAUCCACGGGGGAGUACGAUACCUCCAAAAGGCCAUCAUGAAGUUAGAUUACGAACAGUACAUGAUGGUGAAAGAGGCUCUCCACGAGCGCUCCAACCUGCUAGACAUUGCCCCUCAUCUGUCUGCUCCACUACCCAUCAUGCUCCCUGUUUACAAAUGGUGGCAGCUGCCGUACUACUGGGCUGGUAUAAAGAUGUACGACCUGGUAGCUGGAGGCCAGUGUCUGAAGAGCAGUUAUGUCCUCAGUAAGAACAAGGCUCUGGAACUCUUCCCCAUGCUGAAGAAAGACAAGCUGGUGGGAGCCAUCGUCUACUAUGAUGGACAGCAUAACGAUGCUCGUAUGAACCUGGCGAUCGCCCUGACAGCAGCCAGACAUGGUGCUGCCAUCGCUAACUACACAGAGGUGGUCCACCUGCUGAAGAAAACAGACGCAGGGACGGGCAAGGAGAAGGUCUGUGGGGCGCGCUGCAGGGACGUUAUCACAGGAAAUGAAUUUGACGUCAGAGCCAAAUGUGUCAUUAACGCCACGGGACCGUUUACUGACUCUCUGAGGAAGAUGGACGAUGGGAAAAACACUAACAUCUGCCAGCCCAGUGCUGGGGUUCACAUAGUUAUCCCUGGUUAUUACAGUCCUGACAACAUGGGUCUCCUGGACCCGGCAACCAGCGAUGGCCGUGUCAUCUUCUUCCUGCCCUGGGAGAAGAUGACCAUAGCCGGGACGACGGACACGCCCACUGACAUCACCGCCCACCCCAUCCCCAGGGAGGAAGACAUCAACUUCAUCCUGAACGAAGUCCGCAACUACCUCAGCCCUGAUGUAGAGGUGAGGAGAGGAGACGUCCUGGCAGCGUGGAGUGGUAUCCGUCCUCUGGUCACUGACCCCAACUCUAAAGACACCCAGUCCAUCUGCAGGAACCACAUAGUCAACGUCAGCGACAGCGGCCUGGUCACCAUUGCAGGUGGGAAGUGGACAACGUACCGCUCCAUGGCAGAAGAGACCCUGGACGCCGCGGUUGCAGCCCACAGGCUGGGGGGCGGGCCCAGUAAGACAGUGGGCCUGGUGCUGGAGGGGGGCCAAGACUGGAGCCCCACCUUGUACAUCCGACUGGUGCAGGACUACGGCCUGGAGAAUGAGGUUGCCCAGCACCUGGCGGCGACGUACGGGGGGAAAGCAUUCGACGUGGCCAAGAUGGCGCGGGUCACUGGGAAGAGGUGGCCCAUCGUAGGGAAUAGACUGGUCUCUGAAUUCCCUUACAUUGAGAGUGAGGUGAGGUAUGCCGUUAAGGAAUAUGCCUGUACGGCCAUCGAUGUGAUCGCCAGGCGCACACGGCUGGGUUUCCUCAACGUGCAGGCUGCUGAUGAGGCUCUGCCACGCAUCGUAGACAUCAUGGGCAAGAUGCUGGACUGGAGCGACAAAAAGAGGACGGAGGAGCUGGAAGCUGCUAAGAAGUUCCUGUACCUUGAGAUGGGCUACAGGUCCCGCUCUGAGCAGCUGACCGGGACCACAGAGAUCACACUGGACACACAGGAAGUGGCAAAGUACACAAACCGGUUCCACAAGUUUGACAAAGACAGUAAAGGCUUCAUCACCACAGUGGACGUUCAGAGGGUCUUACAGAACAUCAGUGUCCAGAUUGAUGAGAAUGCUCUCCAUGAAAUCCUCAACGAAGUGGACCUCAACAAGAAUGGACAGGUGGAGCUGAAUGAGUUUUUACAGCUGAUGAGUGCUGUGAAGAAGGGCCAGGUGUCUGACAGCAGGUUAGCCAUCCUGAUGAAGACCGCUGAGGAGAGCCUGGACCUGAGGGGACCUGUGACUGUGGACCGCAGUGGAGGAGGGGUGUGAGGGGAACCCGUCCACACCGCACCACCGCACCGCACCACCGCACCGCACCACCACACCGUACCUCCGUACCACCACACCGCACCACCACACCGUACCACCGUACCACCACACCGUACCACCACACCGCACCACCACACCGUACCACCGUACCACCACA